Molecule: messenger RNA, 1239 nt
Organism: Scylla paramamosain (green mud crab)
Lineage: Eukaryota; Metazoa; Arthropoda; Malacostraca; Decapoda; Portunidae
Product: triosephosphate isomerase-like
Exons: 5
Coding region: 354-1160 (268 amino acids)
Biological process (GO): glyceraldehyde-3-phosphate biosynthetic process; gluconeogenesis; glycolytic process
Cellular component (GO): cytosol
Molecular function (GO): triose-phosphate isomerase activity
Source: RefSeq, a predicted model, not a curated record
UAACCAGUCAGUGUGUGGCGUCUAUGGGUGGUGUUAGUACGCGUCUGUUUCAACUCCCAGCCUGACGGAAUUUGUGUGUUUUUUUUUUUUUUUGUGUAACCACACCUACACAGUGGCUGCCAAGGCUUACCCAUGAGUUAAACCUUCUUUAGUUGGUAGUGAGGAAGGCGUGGGCUCUAGCAGUGGACACUCGAAGGCAGCAGUGGGUGAAAACAAGUAAAAUAAAGAAAAGUUUGGCUGUGAGGUGCUAGACAGCCAGCCAUAGUGACGAGGAGGCAGGUCCACCACCAUCACCACCACAAGGAAGCCACUGCAAACACAGCAUCUCCUGUGUUGCCUACAGUACCCGCGUCAUGGUCCCCUCCAGGAGGUUCUUCGUACUUGGAAACUGGAAGAUGAAUGUUAAUGCUUCCCGCAUUGAAAGCUUGUCAAGACUUCUCUCGGAGGCCAAGCUUGACCGCAAGACAGAGUUUGUGAUAGGUUGUCCUUCAUGCUACUUGUCACACGCUCGGCAGCUCCUUCCCAGCCACGUGGGUGUGGCUGCACAGAACUGCUACAAGGUAUCACGAGGAAACUUUAGCGGCGAGGUGUCCCCGGCCAUGGUACAAGAGUGUGGUGCUGAUUGGAUUAUCCUGGGUCACCCUGAGCGACGCACCAUCUUUGGAGAAACAGAUGACCUCAUCGCCGAGAAAAUCACUCACGCGCUUUCCGCCAGUGCAAAGGUGGUGGCGUGCGUCGUUGAGGGCAAGGAGGAUCGGAAUAGUAACCUGACAGAGGAGGCACUUGCUGCUCAAAUGCGAGCACUUGCCCCAGCCGUGACGGACUGGUCCCGUGUAGUGUUGGCUUUCGAGGCUCUCUGGGCCAGCGGCACCGGUGUGCUGGCCACCCCGAGUCAGGUGCAGGAGGUGCUCGCCAUGCUACGAAGGUGGCUGCGUCUCAACGUGGGAAAUCAUGUGGCAGAAAACACGCGCAUCAUCUACGCUGGUUCAGUGUCGGCUGCGACCUGUCAAGAACUGGCUCGCCUGCCUGACCUCGAUGGAUUUCUCGUGGGUAGCGCGGCACUCAAGCCAGAUCUAAUUCAUAUUGUCAAUGCUCGCCACCGUCGUCCUGGCAAGCUACCCCUCAUCUUAUCGCACCGGCCUGACCAACGUUGGGCAUAACUUCCCUCCUCCCCCCUUUCCGCCUCCUUGCUCUAUCUAGUUUGUAGUUUAUAUGGAAAUAAAUAAAUGAAUAAAUAAA